Molecule: messenger RNA, 3984 nt
Organism: Aricia agestis (brown argus)
Lineage: Eukaryota; Metazoa; Arthropoda; Insecta; Lepidoptera; Lycaenidae
Product: ATP-binding cassette sub-family C member 4-like
Exons: 24
Coding region: 37-3930 (1297 amino acids)
Biological process (GO): transmembrane transport
Cellular component (GO): membrane
Molecular function (GO): ABC-type transporter activity; ATP hydrolysis activity; ATP binding
Source: RefSeq, a predicted model, not a curated record
UACGUACAGUGCCUGUUCAAGAGUUACAAUAUUAUCAUGGACUUAAAAAUAAACUUAAAUACAAACAGUCCUCAAGAAAAGGGUAUCUCUUCUAAAAUAUUAUUUUGGUGGUGCUUUCGCCUCUUUCAUAAAGGGCACAAGCAUGGUAUUACUAUAGAAGAUCUAUGGAGACCUCCAAAAAAAGACAGAUCGGAAUACUUGGGAGAUCGCUUAGAAAAAGCAUGGCUUAAAGAAGUACAAGCGGCCGAAGCCAGUAACACACAACCUUUGCUUGGCAAAGCUAUCAUAAAAUGUUUUUGGUUUGAAUACAUGCUGUAUGGCAUCGGAGUUGGAGUACUUUUUAUAGCCGUAUGGCCGAUGGUACCAUACACUCUGGCUCUAUUUGUAGGCUACUUCUCGGGAGAAAAAACUUCGCAUGAUUAUUUAUAUGCACAUGUAAACAAUUUAAUAAUGAACCUAUGUAUCAUUGGUAUACCUUUGUUGAUCAACCACUUGGAACUUCUACAAGGUGCUGUCGGUAUGAGAGUGAGGGUGGCAUGUUGUUCCCUAAUGUAUAGGAAGGUUCUAAAAUUGAACCAUCGAGGAAUAAAAAAGACUGACGCUGGUCAAGUGAUAAACAUUAUGUCUAACGAUGUGAAUCGUUUUGAUUUAGCGUCCUUAUAUCUACACUACAUUUGGGUAAUGCCAAUCCUGAUUGUUUAUGUGUCUUACCUGGUAUGGCAGUGUAUCGGAUGGGCGACUCUAGCUGGCCUUGUUGUGAUACUUCUCCAAACUUUAUUAAUGCAAUCUUAUUUAAGUGUUCUACAAACUGACCUCAGAAGGAAAAUAGCUAAACGAACAGAUGAACGUAUCAAAGUUAUGAAUGAAUUAGUAAACGGAGUCCAAGUAAUCAGAAUGUACGCUUGGGAGAACUAUUUUGAAAAAAUAGUAGAUAAAUUACGAAAGUUGGAAAUUAGAUUCAUUACAAAAACAUCCAUGAUCAAAGGUUUUUCAACAGCAAUAAUGAUAUUUACUGAGAGGUUGGUUCUUUUUGCUGCUGUAGUAAGUUUUACUGUUGGUGGAGGUCUCAUUCGAUCAGGAAUAGCUUUCUCCCUAGUCCAAAAUUAUAAUCUAUUACAAAGAGCCUGCAGCAUACUUUUUCCGUGGGCAUUAACAUAUUUUGGUGAAUCGAAAAUUUCCGUUAAACGAAUAGAAGAAUUUCUAUUGCUUGAUGAAGGUAACAAGAAAGCUUCUAACGAAAAACACCUCUUACCAAACCCAAAAGAUGCAAAUCAAGGAGUACAAAUUGCUGCCUUGGAUUUAAAGGCAGCACAUGCCUUAUGGGAUUCAAGCUCUACUGUCCCUUCGUUAUGUAAUGUAUCACUUUCGAUAAACCCUGGAGAAUUCAUUGGCAUUAUUGGUCCUGUAGGAUCCGGAAAGUCCUCGUUACUGCAAGUGAUUUUAGGGGAACUAGAAUUGUCUAAUGGAGAAUUGUCAUUGGGAAAUGCAAAAAUAUCUUAUGCCUGUCAAGAACCGUGGCUAUUUGCAGGAACAAUUCGUCAAAAUAUACUUUUUGGUUUACCUUAUAAUCAAACACUGUACGAUAAGGUUAUUCAGGCCUGUGCACUUAUUCACGACCUAGAACUGCUGCCAAAUGGGGACUCAACUGUAGUAGGAGACAGAGGAGUUACUCUAAGCGGUGGUCAAAAAGCUCGAGUCAGUUUGGCACGUGCCUGUUACCGGAAGGCUGACAUAUAUCUCCUGGACGACCCGCUGUCGGCGGUGGACACACACGUGGGCAAGCACCUGGUGUCGGAGUGCGUCAACGGCCUGCUGCGGCACUCCACGCGCGUGCUGGUCACGCACCAGCUACAUCACCUCAAGACUGCUGACAAAGUCGUCAUACUCAGAAAUGGAGAAAUUGAAGCGCAAGGUACAUAUAAAAAGAUUUCAAAUACAGAGUUUAUGAAAGAGACCUUUGAAAGAAACGAUUGUAUAGACAAUCGAUAUAAGAAGAGUAAGACAAAUAUAAAAAAGGAAUAUAAAUCAAAAUCCAGUAUGCUUGAUAUGGAUACAAGACCCGAAAGGGAUGAAAAUGGGGAACCUCAAGAAACCGAUGAAUUUAUUAAAAAGGGAAGGGUAACAAAUGACGUGUAUAAAAAAUAUUUCUUCAGCUCUGGCAAGAGUAUGUUGACUUGGACAGUUAUUACCAUUGUUAUAGCACAAAUCAUUACAUCUUCAAGUGAUCUUUGGUUUACACAUUGGAUCAACAGCAUUGAAACACGUUUAAAACAAAAUAAUGCUAACAAUCUUGAUUCCAAUUUUAAUAUUACAUCGGUUGUCACUAAAAAUUUGAAUGGUUCUAAAUCGUCUGUAAGUCCAUUGAUAACAAAUAACCAAGAAAGCACGGUUCAUUUGUAUUUUAUAUACAUUUGGAGUGCAACAUUACUAGGGUGUAUAUUGUUUACAACUGGCAGAUCCUUCCUAUUCAUGGCAAUAUGUAUGCGUAGCUCAGUAAAGCUGCAUAAGAAAAUGUUCAGUAACAUUCUUACGGCUACAAUGAGGUUUUUCACAGUUAAUCCCUCUGGCAGAAUAUUGAACAGAUUUUCCAAAGACAUGGGAGUUGUAGACGAAAUUUUGCCGAAAAUGUUUCUUGAAAGUAUUCAGAUAGCUUUGGUUACCUGCGGUAUAAUAGCAGUGGUCACUAUUAUGAAUCCGUACAUGGUAUUGGCUGCAAUAUUUUGUGGCGUUUUCAUGUACUUAUGGUCGAUGGUGUACGUGAGUACUGCUCAAAGUGUUAAAAGACUCGAAGGUGUGACACGUAGUCCAGUGUUCUCCCAUGUAGCCGCAACGAUGGCAGGUCUUACAACAGUGCGGGCUUGUGAUGCCCAAACCAUGUUAUUGGCGCAGUUCGAUGAGAAACAAGACGUUCACACUUCGGCCUGGUACUUAACACUUGCAACUAACACUUCGUUUGCUAUAUGGCUCAGCUUUAUAGCAGCAUUGUUCGUGCUAAUAGUUACUUACGCAUUUCUGCUCCUAGAUGACGGCUCUACAAAAUCUGGCAAUGUUGGUCUUGCUGUGAGCCAAGCUCUUGUGUUGAUUAACAUGUUACAGUAUGGAAUAAAACAAAUAACUCAGGUGGUAUCUCAAAUGACAAGCGUGGAAAGAGUCCUAGAAUACACGAAUCUUCCUCAAGAGGUAUCGCCCAAAACUCUUCCACCGAAGAAUUGGCCAGAACAAGGUCGUAUAGUAAUUAAAGAUCUGUAUCUAAGAUACGAUGAGGGCUUGGAACCUGUUCUUCGAAAUUUAAACAUUGUCAUCGAAGGCGGCUGGAAGGUUGGAAUAGUAGGGCGCACUGGUGCUGGAAAAACGUCGUUAGUAUCUGCUAUAUUUCGGCUGGCUCAAGUUGACGGACAAAUUUUAAUAGACGAUGUUAAUACUGGUACAAUCAACCUAAAAGGUCUACGUUCGAGAAUUUCCAUUAUACCUCAAGAACCGGUGCUGUUCUCAGCGAGUUUGCGGUACAAUCUAGAUCCAUUUGAUCUGUAUUCGGAUGAACAGAUAUGGAAAGCUUUAGAGCAGGUUGGAUUGAAGGACAAUAUAAAGGCGUUGUCUUUAACAGUAGAAUCAGGCGGCUUGAACUUCAGCGCUGGUGAGCGUCAGCUGUUGUGUCUGGCGCGUGCCGCUCUCGCCUCCAACAGACUGCUCAUCCUCGACGAAGCCACUGCUAAUGUGGAUCCUAAGACAGACGAGCUAAUCCACAAAUCCAUUCGUGAAAACUUUUCUGACUGCACUGUGCUGACAGUCGCUCAUCGUCUACAUACUAUAGCCGAUGCUGACAGGAUCAUUGUUAUGGAAGAAGGACAAAUCAUUGAAUUUGAUCAUCCACAAGAAUUGUUGCAGAAUGAAGAUAGUCAUUUUUCCAAGAUGGUGAAAGAAUUAUCCUAGAGCCUGAAGUUUGAACGAAUUGUAAAGGAAAUAAACUAAUUUGGAGAGCCCAGC